AUGAGUAGGAGAGAAACGCGCAGACUCUCAGCCACGACCAGUGUCCACGCCACAUGGGGAGACUCACCGACUCCCGUGAAGAAGAGCGGAGAGAGCCGAAAAGCCGAAGCGCCAGCAGAGGCUAGCGGCAGAGAAAACACAGAUUUGGGAGCCAAGGAAGGCACGCACCAAAGAGAGGAUCGGGACAGAAGUUUUGACUCUAGAACUGGCCGGUCGCAAGCGGAAAAAAGUAAAGUGAAAGUGGAAGCAGAAGACGAGGAGCGGAACAGGAGCCAACAGAAGUGGAACACCAGGAAGACAGGAGCGGAGCAGGAAGGAGAGGGAUUCAACAAUAAAAUCCAUUUUACAGCCAGCCGGAGUGCUCGUCAACUUAAAAUUUAUUUUAGUGACGAAAUCGUACUGGCGUAUAAUGUGGAUGGAGUACAAGGGAAGAAAGCCCUCAGGAGCCACUCGGAGUUUUAUGGAGCUUUGCUAGAAUGUAUUCCGCCUGGAGACGAAGCACCAGAAAUGCUGAUGCGCAAAGCGAUGCAGAGGGUGAAAAAACGAGUGUUCAAGCAAAGGUGUACCAAACCAAAAAAUGAGUUAGAAUCUGUUUAGGCUAGGCUAGAUUUU
Drosophila obscura is the source of this 612-nucleotide messenger RNA. RefSeq lists its product as uncharacterized. The record is from RefSeq and is a predicted model, not a curated record. The transcript is spliced from 3 exons. NCBI's taxonomy places the organism in Eukaryota, Metazoa, Arthropoda, Insecta, Diptera, Drosophilidae. The coding region runs from base 1 to 597 and encodes 198 amino acids.